AUGGUGGGCCGCACAUCGGUUGUGGCCUACGUGGUCUCCUCUUUCCUCGCGUGCUUCUUGUUCUUGGCUGACUACGCCAACACGUACCGUGAGUUCUACCCAGCGAUGGUCGCCUUGGCAAACUCGUCCUCCUUCCGGCUGCUCAUCGUCAACACCGCCAUCGCCUUUACCGUGGUGCUGUGGAUGGUGCUGCAGUGGUGCUUCUUUGGGCAGCUGAACGCGUCGGAGGAGACGGCGCUGCUCACGUCCUUCACGCUCUACACGGUGGAGUGCGUCGUGGUGCCGCUGUACAUGGACCAGCCGAUCAUAAGCGCCGCAAGCUUCUUCUUUCUUUUCACGCUCGCGUGGCGGGUGCUGCACAAGCUCGCGUCGGAGCGCGUCACGACACUGUCGACGAUGCAGAUGACGUGGGUGUCCGCGGCGCGCAUGCCGGCGUACCUGUGCUUCGCGAUCAUCUGCGACGUUGGGCUGCUGACGUGGAUGAUUAAAACACGGCCAGAGUUGACGGAGGAGAAGGCGUCGAUGCACUACUCCAUGAUUCUUAUCUACAUGCUGCUGUUGAGCUCAUCGCUGCGCAGCACGGUGCACUUCGCCAGCCUGUUCGUCCUCCGUGGCCAGCACACACUUCUUCCGUUUGUGGCGGACGCCGUCACGAGCAUUGCAGAGUCGCUGCUGUUCGUCAGCGUUUACGCGUAUAUUUUCUACAAGGCGGCGCUGCCACUGCUGCUCUUGCGCGGUUUCGUGGGGCAUGUGCUGCGAAUCUUCGAGAAGGCAUCUGGACUGGCCGAGUUCCUCGUCUUGGCUCGGCGGGUGCGGAACAGCAUGCCUGACGCCACUGCCGAGGAUCUGGCGCGCGACGUGCGAUGUACGAUUUGCUACGAGGACAUGGUGCCUGGUGGUGGUACGAAGCGGCUACCAUGCGGUCACUGCUACCACAUCGACUGCCUCGAGCGGUGGUUGGAAGGCCACUCAACGUGUCCGUACUGCAGGGCGAACAUCAUGCAGAUGCGCGGUGGCGACGACGCGGCAGGUUCACCUUCCGCGGAGGCCGAGCCGGCGCCAGCGGACGUGGUAGAAGGCGCGGCGGCACCUGAGGCUCAAGAGGGAGCCCCCGCUCAACAGCAGCCGACCGACACCUCCGACGACAUGGAGGCUGAAAUUCGCGAGGCGUACGAACGCUACAGGCAGCAGCUGCGCCCUCCGCCGCCAGCGGCGAAUGGCGCUGCAGCCACAGGCGGCCAACCCGUUGCCACGCGUGCAGGCAGCGGCUGUCCGCAUCGCACGACACUGCCUCCCUCAGACGGGGUGACGACCCCGCUGACGGCUGAUCAGCUGAAGAUGAAGGCGUACCAAAAGUACCACCAGCGCCUGCGAGAGGCGGAGCGGGAACUGCAAAUCGCUCUGCAGCUCGCUGACGAGGCGGGCCACGCGCCGUGA
Leishmania mexicana MHOM/GT/2001/U1103 is the source of this 1437-nucleotide messenger RNA. RefSeq lists its product as hypothetical. The record is from RefSeq and is a predicted model, not a curated record. The transcript has a single exon. Lineage: Eukaryota; Euglenozoa; Kinetoplastea; Trypanosomatida; Trypanosomatidae. The coding region runs from base 1 to 1437 and encodes 478 amino acids.